AUGUGGAUGUACUCGGGUAUUGAAGACAGCACCCGGAUCCACCCGGAAGAAGUUGAUGAGGAGACGGUGGCGCAGUGGUUGCAGGGCAUCACCGGCAACAAAGACAACCCCAGGGGGUCUAGGAGGGUCCCUCCAUUCGACCACGUCAACGAACCAGCCAAGAUUUACACCGAGAUGUAUUCGAUGCCCAACGGGGAGCAGGAGCAGGAGCCAGACGGAGAGGCGAGCGGGGGUGACAGCGGCGACUGGCAUUCUGAUGGAGGGGAGGACGAUGAGAGUGACGACUCAAGCGGUGGUGAGGAAGUCGACUCCCCUCCUCGCACCAAAAGGCGAUCCAAGCAUACCCAUGAUCCAGCAAGUAUCCGUGGCAAAGCGACCGCACAGACUGGACAUACUUCAAAGCGCACUCAGACGUCUUCUCCUGUGCCCACUGAGAAGGCUUCGAAGCAGCCCAAAAUCGCGCCGUCAAAACCUCGGAAGGCCUUGCCUAAGAUCAAAGUGGCUGUCCCCAUUGCUUCUGGUGCUGCUACCUCUGGGACUUCUGUUUAUAAAGAUGAUGAUGAGGAGGAGAUGGAAGAUGCAGUCACCUCCAACACGGCUCCGCCCAAUGUUAUUGAACUUCCAGACGACCACGAGGAUGUACCACUGAGGCCCACGGGAAGGAGGAGCAGGACUUUGAGCAGGAAAACAUCAACUAGCAAGACGCCUCAGUCGACGCCAGUGACGGAACUAGUGGUUCAGCAGUCCGGAGACGCCAACCGGGCUUCUGUUACUUUUGUCGUUCCAUUGUCAAGUGCACAGCCUUCAGCAUCAACUGCACAGGCUCCAGCUGAUCCACCGUCUUCACUUUUCACCGCCCAUCAUGUCCCAGAGGACCAAAAAUCUUGUGAACUUGGAGUUCGGUUUGCUGACUUGGAGCAGAAGCAGAUCCAGCUCAAUCUUGAUCUGGAGUUGGCCAAGACGAAUCUGCAGAAGGCUAAGGAUGAUGCUGCUGAAACAAUGAGACAAGCUUUGGAGAAGGACUCUGAUCUUGCGGCUGCACGAAAAAUGGCAGAAGACAAAACGGCACUCGCCGACCAGAAGCUGGCCUCAGUCGGAAAGCUGGAGGAAGAGAAUACCAAAUUGAAGGCUGCCCUUGACGAAGCCAACAAAGAGGUGACUCGACUGAAGAAGGACAAGGGCGCCCUGACUGACAAGGUGGGAGACAUCUCCCGCAAGAGAGACGAGCUGGAUAAUUAUCUGGGAGUACUCGCCAAGAAGUUAUUCCUCAUGCUAGAAGCCCCGCGGCCCCGCCACGGAUCGCGCACGCCCCCGCCGGCGCCGUUCGCCUCCAUCGCGCCGCGGCCAGCUCCGCCCUACCCCCUGCUCCCCGUGGCCACGCACUGCGUGCCGAGGCCGCCGCCGCACUUGCCGUCCCGCUCCGCCGCGGCACUCGCCCUGCGCCACUCCUGGCCCCGCCCCUCACCUCGCUGCCCCCACUCGGGUCGGCUGCGGCCGCCCUGCCAUGGCCGCCGGCCAGCCAGCACGCGGCCGGGGCCAGCGCCCCGCCACGGCCAGAGCCCCGUUCGGGCGCCCCGCCCGCUUCGCCCUUUUCCGCUCGGGUUCGCCCGCCCCGCUGCACGCUCGACCCGUUAG
Molecule: messenger RNA, 1635 nt
Organism: Aegilops tauschii subsp. strangulata
Lineage: Eukaryota; Viridiplantae; Streptophyta; Magnoliopsida; Poales; Poaceae
Source: RefSeq, a predicted model, not a curated record